GCAGACGCGCCCGGGAGGCCGAGGACUAGAGCAGCUCCGGCUCCGGCUCCCGCUCCACCCGCCCAGUCAGCUCCCGGCUGGUCUGCGGCCACCGGGACGCGUCGGGCAGGGCCGGCGGGCGGCGUCGCCAUGGGCUCGGGUUGGAGCAGCGAGGAGGAGGAGCGGCAGCCGCUGCUGGGGCCGGGGCUCGGGCCUGCGCCGGGGGCUGCGCGCAGGGGCCGGGAGGCGACGGCCGUGCUGCCUGCGGCGGGCCCGAACCCCGGGAGGGUGUACGGGCGCCGCUGGCUGGUGCUGCUGCUCUUCUCGCUCCUCGCGUUCGCCCAGGGCCUGGUCUGGAACACCUGGGGCCCCAUCCAGAACUCGGCGCGCCAGGCCUAUGGCUUCUCCGGAUGGGACAUCGCGCUCCUGGUCCUCUGGGGGCCCAUAGGCUUCCUGCCCUGCUUCGCGUUCAUGUGGCUGCUGGACAAGAGAGGUCUGCGGGUCACUGUGCUUCUGACGUCAUUUCUUAUGGUUUUGGGAACUGGUCUACGAUGCAUACCUGUAUCAGACUUAGCCCUUAAGAAAAGGCUAAUCCAUGGGGGACAGAUACUGAACGGACUGGCAGGUCCGACUGUCAUGAAUGCGGCGCCAUUCCUCUCUACGACGUGGUUCUCUGCUGACGAGCGAGCCACUGCCACAGCAAUCGCAUCAAUGCUGAGUUACCUCGGUGGAGCGUGUGCGUUUCUCGUCGGGCCCCUGGUUGUUCCAGCUCCCAACGGGACGGCACCCCUUCUCGCUGCGGAGAGUAGCAGGGCUCAUAUUAAAGACCGAAUCGAGACCGUGUUGUAUGCAGAAUUUGGAGUUGUCUGCCUAAUAUUCUCUGCCACGCUAGCUUAUUUUCCGCCCCGGCCUCCUCUUCCUCCCAGUGUCGCUGCUGCGAGCCAGCGGCUGAGUUACCGGCGGAGCUUUUGUAGGUUACUAAGCAAUUUGAGGUUUUUGAUGAUUGCUUUAGCAUACGCAAUACCACUUGGUGUGUUUGCUGGCUGGUCUGGAGUUCUGGACUUAAUUUUAACACCAGUGCAUGUCAGUCAAGUAGACGCUGGCUGGAUUGGAUUCUGGUCCAUAGUUGGAGGCUGUGUUGUUGGGAUAGCUAUGGCAAGGUUUGCGGAUUUUAUCCGGGGCAUGCUGAAACUGAUCCUGCUCCUCCUGUUUUCUGGGGCUACCCUGUCGUCCACGUGGUUCACCCUGACCUGCCUAAACAGCAUCACCCACUUGCCUUUGACAACAGUGACAUUGUAUGCCUCCUGCAUCCUCCUGGGAGUGUUCCUGAACAGCAGCGUCCCCAUAUUCUUUGAGCUUUUUGUGGAAACGGUCUACCCCGUUCCAGAAGGGAUCACCUGUGGAGUUGUCACCUUUUUAAGUAAUAUGUUCAUGGGAGUGCUUUUAUUUUUUGUCACAUUUUAUCAUACAGAGUUGUCUUGGUUCAACUGGUGCCUUCCUGGGUCGUGUCUGCUCAGUCUCCUUCUGAUUCUGUGCUUCAGGGAAUCCUAUGACAGACUCUACCUUGACGUGGUCGUCUCGGUUUAAGAAGACAGACUUGUAGGACUUUAAAGGGACCGUACUUUAGUAGUGCACCUUUGCUUGGGUGCACAUGCAAUGGGAGAAAAGGCGAAGAAAGAGAUUUCUUUCAGAGGUUCUGUUAAGUUACAGAGUCUCACAUUAAUUUAAUGACUACUAGGUAAUAAUAGUGCAGGACGUGAGUGUCGUGAGGAUGUGAAAACUCUGUGGACAGCACAGCUGUGUUGGCGGCACUCUUGUGUGGAGCUGUGACAGCUCACACAGGACGCACUGCCCGAGUUGGUCACCCCCAUGUGCACUGUACCCGUGCUGACCCACUGAUGAGCUGAACUACGGCAAGAAGCAUGGGUGGUCCUAUGAAGAUGACCCCUCCCAGGCACACAGCAGAGGGAUGGGACUCACGCCGCUAACUUCUGAAGACAUCAGAACCCUGCGUCAGACUUUAAUUACAAAAUAGCAGAGCUGUAUACCAGUGAUAGAAGUUAGUCCUGUGUACACUACAUGUUUUUCUAAUAAAGCCAUUUCUUAUAUGACUCCUUACUUUUAACCAGGUUGGAAGCCUUUCACUGUCCUUGGGAACAGGCCCUGGCUCCUUCCCACCCACCCUUGUUUCUGUGAGUAUGGCGUCAGUCACGCCAGCAAGGUAACGAAAUGCCUGAUAGGGUUGCAUUAACUGUUGUGUGAAAAGCGUAACUCUGUUAUGAUUUAGCACUUUGUUAAAAAUGAACUGAGAACCACAUGAAGCAUGUGUGUCUUCAGACGUGUGUGGCACACGUGUAAAGUCCAGCACCCACUGUAACUUACCAGGUUAGAUUGUAGUCAGAUGAGCCCCCACUUGAAAAGAACAGUGUAUAACUUUGAAGGUUUGAAGAUCUGUGCGUGAUUUCUGAAUUGCACCUGUGUAUUUUAACUUAGAUUGUAAUAUACUCAGUUCUAAAUGAAGUCAUUGUAUUUGAUUGGACAGAUUUUUGCCAAUACCUAUUUCUUUCUAUAAAUAAUGGAUUUUUAAAAAAAACAAAAACAAAAACAUACUCAUUGCAUGGCUCCUGGACCCGUCUUUCAGGAGGUCAUAAACUGACUGUGGCGGGCCUGUGACACUGACCACUGGUGUUCCGUAGCUCCUCUUAGACAGAACCUUCCCUAAGCUUCCAGAGCCGCAGCAACUCCAUUGCCAGCCAGUUCUCCUUACAGCCCAGUCUCGUGCAGGCAUCAGCAGCUCCUGGUAGCCCGGGUGGACAGGCUGCGCAGUACUGACUUCUGCUCACCCGUGUGUACCAUUGCACACCUGCAGACGCACCUCUCACCAGAAAUUCACGAUGUACCAACUUACCCGGGUCUUGAAGGAGGGUUCUGGGAUUGCCCAGUAUCUUCUGAGGCUCAAAAUUGUGAAGUCAGAGGGGGAAAGUCCUCAGAGUUAACACCAGUCUUUAGUCACCUCUGUGUCGAUUCCAGUUCUAACCAGUCUGCUUCCUUAGCAUGGGAGGAAGGGAGGGAGGGAGGGAGGGAGGAAGGAAGGAUGAAUUAGCUCUGCUUACUUCAUCCUCAUCUUUCUUAAAGUGAAACCGAAGGUAGAAUUCUGAAGGUGACAGGAAGCUAGUCACUAAGGACAUGCAAAAUAGCCACCACCCCCUCCCAUUUGAGGAGGAGAGAGGAAGCAGAGGGGAGGAGUGUGGAGAGUGUUGGGUGGUGUUACAUAAAAUCUGCUAUACAGCUUCCCAUGAGGAACACUUUAAUUCAUGGUUAAUUCUACUUUUACCACAAAGUACAGACUAAUACUUUAAAAAUAGGACCUAAAAAUAGCUAAUCACUUGAAGACAUUUCCAGUCCAUUGUAUCAGUCACCUGUCUCAACUGUGUGGCUUCCCCUCCAGCAAACAACUGCUCUACCCAUGCAUUGCAGCUUUUCUUAGUGAUGAAAACUUCACAGGGGCAGGCAGCCAGUGGGCCUGAAGGAAAGGGAAGGACAGGGCAUUAUGUGUCUUUGCUGGAUAAUCCUGUGCCAACCUGACACAAACCAGUAUCCUCCGAAAGGAAGGAAUCUCAACUGAGAAAAAAUGCUUCCAUAAGCUCCAGGUGAAGGGUAUUUUCUUAAUUAGUGAUUGAUAGGGGAGGGCCCAGCCCACUGUGGGUGGGGACGCCCUUGGGCUGAUGAUCCUGGGUUCUAUAAGAAAGCAGGCUGAGCAAACCAGAGGGAGCAAUCCAGUAAGCAGCACUCCUCCAUGGCUUCUGCAUCGGCUCCUGCCUCCAGGUUUCUGCCCUGUUUGAGUUCCUGUCCAAAACUUCCUUUGGUGAUGAACAGCAAUGUGCAAGUGUAAGCUGAAUAAACCCUUUCCUCCCCAACUUGUCUUUUGGUCACGGUGUUCCGUUGCAGCAAUAGAAACCCUAAGACAAGUUGGUACAAGAAGUGAGGUAUGGCUGUGACCACCUGACCGUGCUUUGGGAAAGAUUACUGAAGGACUUGGGAACUUUGGACUAGAAAAGCCAUUGAGUGUUGAGAGCUCAGUGAGCUGCUCUGUAGGAGCUUGGAAGAUAAGAGUAUUGGGAGCAGUGCAGAAGAUGGAGGCCUGCCUUGUGAAGUUUCAAAGGGAAAUUUAAAUACUCAACGGGUCUGUUUGCUAUAUGAAUUCUGUCGUCCAGUCAGCCGGGGCGGAAGAGUCAGCACUGAUUAAUGAGAGACCCCACAGUACCUGAAUGCCUCAAAUCCUCAUAUUUCUCAUCAACACAUACUAGGUUUGCCCUUGUUUCAUACUGGAAGAAGCCUUAGCCCUCCACCAAUCCAAGCUCUGUAUGGAGAAUGUAUAGAGAUGGCCCCAAAGAAGUAAAUGCCUUUGGAUCGUCAAGUCCUCUGUAGUAUCUGCUUAUCGCCUCCACACACCGCUAAGGUAUUUUAAACCAUGUUCUAGGAUCCUUGAAUUACCCAGUACAACAUGUAAAUAGCUAUGCUGUUUGGUUAGGAAGUAAGAAAAAAGUCUGUACAUGCUCAUUUCAAUUGUACUAUUGUCCAAAAAUCUCAAAUCUGCAGUGGAUUGAGUCCAAAGAUGCAGAAGUGGCAGGGCACUAUGGUGACAAGGACGUGUCUUUUCUAAAAUCUCAAACUCAUGCCUUUUCCCCAAGCCUCACAGUAUUAUAGCUCAAUUUAAAAUACUUAGGGUAUUCAUGAAGAUUCUCGAGUCCAGAAGGGAGGGGCUGGUGGUACAUAGACCGCCACCGAGUGUAAGAAGGGCAGGGUCUGACCCGCAUCGAUUAGUUCUUGUGUCAAGUUUAAAGUGCGUGGUAUCGCAGGUGCCGUAGCGCCCCCCUCCAGUCUUUACCUCACCAGGAUCUUAUGCAAAGGUUCUGAUGAAUAAUUCAGUCCUCAUAAAUGAACACGAGGCAUUAUUAAUUGGUGAGGACAUAUUCCCGUAUAAGCUCCCUGUGGCUUGUCAAUUAAUACUUUACAGUUCAUGGGAAGAAGUGUUUUUAAUAUGAUCCAUGGCAGAGAUGUAGGAACAAGAUAAUUACACAGAUGUAUUUCCCUGGAAGAAGGAACUGACAAGAGGGGAUCAAGUACACAUGUAAUUUUGCAUAUUUAAAUUCGUGUGGCCUAAGGGCCAGGUCUUACUCUGGAUCAUAUAUUCAUGUUUAAUUAUUGAAAAUGUUUACAGCUUGUUUUUAAUGAAGCCUGUCUAACGAGGGAAUCCCAGCUAAGGGAUUUAAAGUUGAGGAGAUUAACUCCCCAUCUACUUAUCUUUUAAUUGGUUUUUUUUAACUCUUAUUUUUACUAAAAUUGAAGUACUCAUCUUGUAUUCUGCCUGCAUACCUGCUUUAUUUUUAAGUUAAGAUCAAAUAAAAAUACAUAGCAAAUUUACUUUCA
This is a messenger RNA of Mus musculus (house mouse), 5409 nucleotides long. RefSeq names its product solute carrier family 49 member 4 (gene Slc49a4). Gene Ontology annotation, biological process: pyridoxine transport. The transcript is spliced from 9 exons. The record is from RefSeq and is marked validated. Bases 130 to 1566 code for a protein of 478 amino acids. Lineage: Eukaryota; Metazoa; Chordata; Mammalia; Rodentia; Muridae. Gene Ontology annotation, cellular component: lysosomal membrane.